Messenger RNA from Zea mays, 3045 nucleotides. RefSeq names its product Phosphatidylinositol/phosphatidylcholine transfer protein SFH13. The transcript has 15 exons. NCBI's taxonomy places the organism in Eukaryota, Viridiplantae, Streptophyta, Magnoliopsida, Poales, Poaceae. The coding region runs from base 652 to 2478 and encodes 608 amino acids. The record is from RefSeq and is a predicted model, not a curated record.
CCCACCUCCCCCUCCCCUCCUCCAGUUCCCAUCAAGCAGCAACAAACUGAGAGGAGACAGAGGGGCGCAGGAGAAAGAGAGGCAGUGCCGAGCAGGGAGAGAGAGAGAGAAUCCCCGACCUCUCGCCUCCGCCCUAGCCACCAAGGUUCCUCCUGAUCGAUUGAUUCCCAUCCAUCCAAAACCCCAACAAAAUGUGAGUUCUCAUCUCAUCCUCUCCUCUCCUAUCCCGCGAGAGAUUUCCACCUGUUAUUUUUUUUCCUUUCCGGUUUCGUGGAUGGGGAUCUGUUCUGUUCUGCGUCGCGCGUUUUUUGUUCUGAUCUGUUCCGGCGAACGGACUGGAGCUGCUGUUUGGGAUACAUUCCGCCCAGAACCCGGUUCCUGGCCUGCGGGAGGGAGGGAGGAGUAAAUGAGCGGCCGCGCGCCGCCUCCCCACUGUCGGUCGACACAUGCCGUUCCACUGGGUGGAAUUUAUGGCGACUCGGACGCGGCGCUGCUUUUAGUAGUAACCAAUGCAGCUUCCUCCUCAGGGCCUGGAAGAAGCUGCGACCUUCUUUGUGUGUGUGUUUUUUUUGGCGACGAGAUCUGACGACAGUGGCGGCGGUUCGAGGUUCGGUGCGAGAGCGCGACGUCCCGGAAUCGGCGGCGGCGAAGAUGUCGGUGAGCCACGCGGAGGACAUCGAGAUAUCACUGUGCGACGGCAACUCGGAGGACGAGCGGCGGCGGCGUAAGAUCGGCUCGCUGCGGCGGAAGGCUAUCCACGCGCUCAAGAAGCGAGGGAGGCGCCGCGUCGACUUCCGCUUCCCGCCGGCGGCCAUCUCCAUCGAGGACGUCCGCGACGCCGAGGAGGAGCGCGCCGUCGCCUCCUUCCGGGACCGCCUCGCCGCGCACGGCUUCCUCCCCGACAAGCACGAUGACUACCACAUGAUGCUCAGGUUCCUCAAGGCCAGGAAGUUUGAAGCCGAUAAGGCAAUGCAGAUGUGGUCGGAGAUGCUGAAAUGGAGGAAGGAGUUCGGAACUGACACCAUCCUCGAGGAUUUUGAUUUCGCAGAACUGGAUGAUGUGCUGCGCUACUACCCUCAGGGCUACCAUGGUGUGGACCGCGAAGGCCGGCCCGUGUACAUUGAGAGGCUAGGGAAGGUGGAUCCCAACAAACUCAUGCAGAUCACGUCUGUGGAUCGCUACAUCAAGUACCAUGUCCAGGAGUUUGAGAGAGCCUUCAGGGAGAGGUUCCCUGCCUGCACAUUGGCUGCCAAGAGGCACAUUGACUCGACCACUACCAUCUUGGACGUCCAGGGUGUGGGGUUUAAGAAUUUCUCCAAGACUGCCAGAGAACUUGUGCACCGGAUGCAGAAGAUUGAUAGCGACUAUUAUCCCGAGACACUCCACCAAAUGUUUGUUGUGAACGCUGGGAGUGGAUUUAAGUGGAUCUGGAACAGCGUGAAGGGCUUCCUUGACCCAAAGACUUCAUCCAAGAUUCAUGUGCUUGGUUCGAACUACCAGAGCAGGCUUCUUGAAGUAAUGGAUUCGAGUGAGCUGCCAGAAUUCCUUGGCGGUUCAUGCACAUGUAGUGACAAGGGUGGUUGUCUUGGAUCGAACAAAGGGCCGUGGAAUGAUCCUUAUAUAUUGAAGCUGAUCCACAAUUUGGAAGCUGGAUGCGCGAGGGAAAUCAAACCUGUUUCUGAGGGGGAAGAAAGAAACAGCUCAUCCUUUCGGUUGGAACAGAUGAAAUGGCAGGGCUUGCUAAGUGAUACAUCAAAUGCUGAAUCUGGAUCUGAUGUUGAUGAUUUUGGUGCAUCAUUUGUUCAUAAAGUUUCUGACUAUGGUUGCUUGACUCCAGUUCAUGAGGAAGUAAAGGGCACAGAUCGUGUGACAUACUUCAGCUAUGAUGAUCAAAGCCACCCGGAUAUGGCUCCUGAAUCUUACCAUGGAGCGCGACGAGCUACUGGAAUGGAGCACCACAAACCAAUGGCUGAUUUCAGCCAAUAUUCUGCCAAUAGAAGGCCUGGGGACAGUGCUCUUAACGUCAAUGGUACGGCCGCUCAAAGCGGCUGGGAAAACGUGGUGAAGCUAGUGGUUACAACUUUGGUCAAGCUCUUCUACUUCAUCCGGCUUUUCCUCUCCACAGCCGAGAGGAGGCUCGAGAGCAUCCAUCGCCCUGCUCCACCAGCGGCCCCAGCAGCGGCAGAGGAGCCAAGACCUCGCGCCAUCAGUGAUGAAGAGGUGUGCGCCUGCCUGCAGCGCCUUGACAAUCUUGAGUCGAUGUGCAGUCACCUCGCCGCCAAACCGCCGCAGAUCCCAGAGGACAAGGAACUCAUUCUGUUGAGCUCGUUCGAGCGGAUCAGAUCCGUUGAGGCUGACCUCGAGAGGACCAAAAGAGUAUUGAAUGCGACCGUGGUGAAGCAGAAGGCACUGGUGGAGACUCUGGAAUCCGUACAGGAGUCGUCGUCUAGAGUCAAGAAGAGGAUGUUCUGUUCAUAGGACAUUGAGCCGAGCUGAGCACCAGCAGAUCCCAGGAACCAUGCCAUCUGCGUCGUCAUUAACCAACAAACUGUGAAGCUGACGUGCGAAGCUGCCAGCAGCCGGAGCGGAGCCGCCAUUUUGACCUCGUCGCGACCACCCACUUCGUCAGCCCUCCGAGGAGGAUGAACCAGCCUACACCAAAAUGGAAGAGAAGACCGUAGCACCCAUGUCCCUUCCUUUCAUUCCCACUCGUUUUUGUAGCCUCCGUACGGUUGUAUUUGUUCCCUGCCUUCCGGCGCUCCCGUUUUUUGAUUGGUGAAUUCUCUGCUCCGGCCGGCCGCCGAGCGCCAUGCCAAGUGCUGUGUUACAUCUUCUUUUCCUUGGUGCCGUCCGAAUGGCUGGAGUCGUUCUUCUGUAUACUGAUGAGUACAGAGUAGUGACCCCCGCGGCAGGAGCUGAGCUGGGGAGAAGCACGGUGGCGAGCUUGGUCUGGCUGCAGCUCCUGUGCUGUCGUCUGUACAUGGCACAGACUGCUUCUGGUGGCCCUGCUAAUACAGAUUGCUAUGAAAUGGCCUGUUUGGGUUC